AUGCACGCGCUGGCCUUUUCGGGAGCAGAGCAGAUGUUGGCCAGGCGGAGGAGAUACAGCACCCACAUCAAUAUCACCAUCACCAUAUCCGCGGACCUGGAGCAUAGGAGGUCUCGGGGCGUCUGCCGUUCUAGUCGGAACCGAGCACGCUGCUGUUUCACAGCGUGCAAUGACUCUUCGUCAUCUUUCGCCAGCAUCCAAGAGGCAUAUAUUCACGAAGACACGGCGCACACCAUCUGGGUGUGCAUCAGUUGCAAAUAUGCCUUUUCGCAGUCCAACCAUGCAUUGAGGCAUAUCAAGCUCGAGCACCCCAUGAUCGUCGUAGCGGAGACGGCGAUCAAAGUGCUGUGGAUGCUGCAUCGACCGGCUGGACAUGCGUUUUCGAUGGAGUUGGGAUCGUGUGUCGACCUCGAACGCCCAUUGGUGAAAUUGCCCUUCGAAGAGGGAGUCUCGCCAAGUAACACGAGGCUGCUGCUGCUCCACGAUAGCAAUAAUCCUCCGGAAUAUAUGAAGGCCGCCGUAACGCGAUACCUCGCGGCCAAUAUGACGACGUUGAAUGCCUUCUUGGCGGAUACACUUCCAUUGGAUGAUGCGAACGGGAGAUUUUUGACCGGUUAUAUCGAACAGCAGACCCAGAUUCCGCUCGGUCAAGCCGGCGAAGCAAAGCCUUGGGGCAACACCGGUAGCGUCCCAACAACAUCGGCGCGGCUAUCAUCGGUGCAGUCAGCGUCAGUUCAGCCGACUCCGUUAUUCACUGACCCGAAUGCCAAGCCAGCCUUCUUCGACGCACCCGCCUACCAGGCUCGCAGGCCGCACCGCGAAUCAUCAUGGCACGUGCCACAAGUCCUCACAUCCGGCGAGGCACCGGAGCCGCGUCCCCGUCUUCACCGACGAACCUCAUCGGGGGGCUUCGAGCCGCUACAAGAAAAGUCGCUCUCAGGCGAGAAGCAACGCGAGUAUUUCCUGCAGAUGCAGGACUGCAUCGUCGAGGCAGCGUUCGACUUCUACAUCCGGCACCACAAGAUCCUCGACACCGUGACAGACCGGAAGCGACGGCCGCUCUGCUGUGCCACCGCGGGCCGCGAGCGGAUCACGAACAAGAACGACCUCACCCUGCCGCAGUGGACGCAUCUGCUCCGGCGACUGUCGGAUGCGAAGGGCCUCCUGCGCAACAUGGUCUCGCGCCUCGAGUCGUUCAAUGGCGAGAUCCAGCCGGUCGACGAAGUGCGCCACGCCUAUUCGAAAAAGAAGGAGAAGUCGGAUCGCGACGUGCUGGCGCUGGUGCAGGUGACGCGGUGCUUCUGCUGGCAGCUGAGGGAUUGGGAGAAGUGCAGCCAGCUCGACGACCUUUACGAGACGGUCGAGGCGCGCAUCGCGCUUGCGAAGAGGGAGAAGGAGUGGCUGAUGCAGGGCGUAGACGCGACGCCACUGCGGCCGAUGCCGCCUACAAGAACGAGUGCGACGUGGCCGAAGGUCGCGCAAUAG
Molecule: messenger RNA, 1485 nt
Organism: Tricharina praecox
Lineage: Eukaryota; Fungi; Ascomycota; Pezizomycetes; Pezizales; Pyronemataceae
Exons: 2
Coding region: 1-1485 (494 amino acids)
Source: RefSeq, a predicted model, not a curated record